AUGAGGCGUGGUACGAUGGAAGGUCCUAUAAAAUUGACACAGCAAAGCAUCGUCGAAGAGGAUCUUGAUGAAUUCAAUGCCCGCAUUGUGCUUGGCUUCAGAUUCAACUCGUCGAAAAUGGAAAAACGUUUAUUGAAUACUUUAUCGACAUAUGGCUUCUACUACUCAAUUAGCAACCAUUACAACAACAUUGUUUCAAAAUACCACCUUUAUCAUCUCCAUCAACUUCUAUGUGAGGAGGUUAAAGUCGUGGCUAGCGAUAGUGGUGCGGCUACACGAACAUGGGGGUUGGGUGAAAAUGGGGUUACAGCUUCUACAAUAAGUGGGUGGGUGUGGAAUAGGGUGGGGGUAAAGUACACCUGA
Messenger RNA from Fraxinus pennsylvanica, 363 nucleotides. The record is from the annotation of a GenBank genome assembly. NCBI's taxonomy places the organism in Eukaryota, Viridiplantae, Streptophyta, Magnoliopsida, Lamiales, Oleaceae.